This is a messenger RNA of Dufourea novaeangliae, 991 nucleotides long. RefSeq names its product pyrimidodiazepine synthase-like. Gene Ontology annotation, cellular component: cytoplasm. The transcript is spliced from 5 exons. Gene Ontology annotation, biological process: glutathione metabolic process. The coding region runs from base 63 to 785 and encodes 240 amino acids. The record is from RefSeq and is a predicted model, not a curated record. NCBI's taxonomy places the organism in Eukaryota, Metazoa, Arthropoda, Insecta, Hymenoptera, Halictidae. Gene Ontology annotation, molecular function: glutathione transferase activity; glutathione dehydrogenase (ascorbate) activity.
GGUGAACCACACGUUUCUACGGAAAAGAUUUUGGCAAAUUUUCGAUCAUCAAAUCAACCAUCAUGAGUUCCAAACAUUUGGCAGCCGGAUCUGUUGCUCAGCCUAUCGUGCCUGGCAAGAUACGUUUGUACAGCAUGCGAUUUUGUCCAUAUGCGCAAAGGAUUCAUUUAGUGCUUGACGCGAAAAACAUUCCAUAUGAUGUUGUUUAUAUAAACCUAAUAAGUAAACCCGAUUGGUUCUUGGAGAAAAGUUGUUUCGGUAAAGUUCCCUGUGUAGAGUUGGAAGAAGGAGAAACAUUAUACGAGAGUCUUGUCAUUGCUGAAUAUUUGGAUGAAGCAUAUCCACAAAAUAAACUUUAUCCAAACAAUCCUUUGGCAAAAGCUAGGGACAAGUUACUGAUUGAUAGAUUCAAUUCUGUUAUAAAUACUAUGUAUAAGUUGUAUCUAAAUAUACCUACAGAACGUGAUGUAUUUGAGGAAGCACUAGCUGGUCUAGAAGUAUUCGAAAAAGAACUUGCAACGAGAGCAACACCUUUUUUCAGUGGUAACUCUCCUGGAAUGUUGGACUUUAUGAUUUGGCCAUGGUGGGAAAGGUCAGAUGUAAUGAAAGUUUUACGAGGAGAACAAUUUGUUAUGCCCCGUGAUCGUUUUAAGAAAUUGUUGGAAUGGAAAUCUGGCAUGAAAAAAAAUUCUGCAGUCAAAAACUCUUACUUGGAUACUGAAGUACAUGCCAAGUUCAUGCAAAGUCGUCUUGCUGGAAUACCACAAUAUGAUUUAGUUGCUUAAUCUAAUGAGUUGUGUUCUUAUCGUGAACACAGUACACUCUGUUAUUGAAAACCGUUAAUUCUAAUGUUACCAGUGGUCCAACAUAUAACAUUCUUUAAAUGUACAGGAGUGUUCAUUACAAGAUUAAUACAGAGAAUAUAUAUCUUCUUUUUGUGCAAUACAAUCUUUAUGUUAAAAAAGAGCAUUAUAUUUAUAUGAACAAACAA